This is a messenger RNA of Synchiropus splendidus (mandarinfish), 3508 nucleotides long. It is a transcript of the gene dvl2, whose product is annotated as dishevelled segment polarity protein 2. Lineage: Eukaryota; Metazoa; Chordata; Actinopteri; Syngnathiformes; Callionymidae. The transcript is spliced from 15 exons. The record is from RefSeq and is a predicted model, not a curated record. Gene Ontology annotation, molecular function: frizzled binding. Gene Ontology annotation, cellular component: cytosol. Gene Ontology annotation, biological process: intracellular signal transduction; canonical Wnt signaling pathway. Bases 310 to 2604 code for a protein of 764 amino acids.
CCCCUCCUCCUCCUGCGCUCUAUGUUUUUGUUGGGGGAAAAGUUGUCGGUAGUUAGGGCGAAUGUCGCGUGUCCGCCGCGGUUUCACCCCACGGUAGCCGGGGGAAUGUGACUUGUUCCAGCGGGUCCGGUGUUUUUUUGGGAGCCGCCUUGUCGCGUUCGCGUCCUCCGACUCGGGGGGGAAAAAGCCAUCCGAGUGGCCAUCAUCGGUUCACCUCUGGCGUCUGGUUAGCCGAGCGAGCUAACUCCCCGACAGACCUACCUCGCCUCUGGCUCCUCUCCGUUCCAGUGAGCCAGAACAAGCCGAAACAUGGCGGAAACCAAAAUUAUCUACCACAUCGACGAGGAGGAGACUCCGUACCUGGUGAAGAUCCCAAUUCCUGCCGAAAACAUAACGUUGCUGGAUUUUAAACAAGUCCUGAACAAGCCAAACUACAAGUUCUUCUUCAAGUCUAUGGACCAGGACUUCGGGGUGGUGAAGGAAGAGAUUUCGGACGACGGUGCCAAGUUGCCUUGUUUCAAUGGGAGAGUGGUGUCAUGGCUGGUUUCGUCCGACGCUCCUGCAGCAGAGCCUCCUGUCGCUGUGGUCCCACCAGUAGAAGCAGUGAAGCAGCCAUCACCUCCUCCGCCUCCACUGCCACCUCCUCCUUUAGAGAGAACUGGGGGCAUCGGGGACUCCAGACCGCCGUCCUUCCAUCCAAAUGCUACCGGCAGUGUGGAGACACUGGACGAGCAGACAGAAACCGAGUCAGUGGUUUCCUUCAGGAGAGAGCGACCACGACACAGAGAGAACAUGGAGCAGCACGGACCCCGCAUGAACGGACAGAGUCGUCUAGAGCGCCACCUCGCAGGAUACGAGAGCUCCAGCACUGUCAUGAGCAGCGAGCUGGAGACCACCAGCUUCUGUGACUCUGAUGACGAUGACACCAUGAGCAGGUUCAGUAGUGCAACCGAGCAGAGCACAGCCUCCAGGCUCCUGAAGAGGCACCGCAGACGCAGGAAACAGCGCCCCCCUCGUCUGGAGAGGGCGUCAUCCUUUAGCAGCGUGACUGACUCCACGAUGUCCUUGAACAUCAUCACCGUCACCCUCAACAUGGAGAAGUACAACUUUCUGGGCAUCAGUAUUGUGGGCCAGAGCAACGAGAGGGGGGACGGAGGAAUCUACAUCGGCUCCAUCAUGAAGGGAGGAGCUGUAGCUGCAGAUGGGCGUAUAGAACCCGGAGACAUGCUACUGCAGGUCAAUGACAUCAACUUUGAGAACAUGAGCAACGACGACGCUGUCCGGGUGCUGAGGGAGAUCGUACACAAGCCAGGCCCAAUAAUUCUGACUGUGGCCAAGUGCUGGGAUCCUUCUCCUCAGGGCUACUUCACUCUCCCCCGCAAUGAACCGAUUCGACCUAUCGACCCGGCAGCCUGGGUCAGCCACUCUGUAGCCAUGACUGGCACCUACCCUCCCUUCCCCGGCAGCUCCUCCCUGAGCACCAUCACCUCCUCCUCUUCAGUAACAGAGACAGAACGUUUUGAUGAUUUCAACUUAUCUCUACACUCCGACAUGGCCUCGGUGGCCAAAGCCAUGGCUUCUCCAGAGUCCGGCCUGGAAGUCCGAGACCGCAUGUGGCUGAAGAUCACCAUCCCCAACGCCUUCCUUGGCUCAGAUGUAGUCGAGUGGCUGUUCCAUCACAUCGAGGGCUUCCAGGACCGCCGGGAAGCCAGGAAGUACGCCAGCAACCUGCUGAAAGCAGGCUUCAUUCGACACACAGUCAACAAGAUCACCUUCUCUGAACAGUGCUACUACGUCUUCGGAGACCUGAGCGACUGUGAGAAUUACAUGGCAAACCUGUCCCUGAAUGACAAUGACGGCUCCAGCGGAGCCUCAGACCAGGACACCCUGGCUCCGCUGCCCCUCCCUGGGGCUUCCCCGUGGCCCAUGAUGCACACCUUCCCAUACCAGCCGUACCCCACCCACCCGUACUCCAGCCAGCCGCCUCCAUACCACGAGCUCACCAGCUACAGCUACGCCCCUGGUAGCACGGGCAGUCAGCACAGUGAAGGAAGCCGAAGUAGUGGCUCAACGAGAAGCGAGGGGGAUCGACGCCGCAGCAGCAAAGGUCCUGGCAGCACCGUGGGUGGUGAAAAGUCCCCAUCUGGUGGCGCCGGUGAAGGUGGUGCGGAGUCGCGCUCCGGCAGCGGCAGUGAAUCGGAAUACUCCACCCGCAGCAGCUUGAGACGAGGUCAUGGCUCAGCAGCUCCCAGCGAACACAGCCACGCCUCCUCCCAGCGCUCGCAUCACCACAGGAUGCCGCAGCCGCCACACAUGUCUCCCUACCCCCCGGGAAUCCUUCCAUACAACCCCAUGAUGGUGAUGAUGGUCCCGCAGCACCCGCACCCUGCCAUGGCGGCGCACGCUCUGCCCCAUGCGCAGCAGCUGGCCACAGCCGCCAUGCACCCGGCUCUACCCCCGCCUCCCUCCUCCACGCCAGGAGGACCUCCCGGCGCACCCCCCACUCGUGACCUGGGCUCCGUGCCACCAGAGCUGACUGCAUCUCGCCAGUCCUUCCACCUGGCCAUGGGCAACCCCAGCGAGUUCUUUGUGGACGUCAUGUAGUCUCCCGAUGACUGCACCUCCGCUUGUGUUUGGACGCGGGUUUGGCUGUAGCUUUUUGUGCUCACUGGGUUUGGGGUUGAGGGCACUUGUUACAAAAUUGGUGACAACAGGGUGAAACAUUAACAAGAGUCAAAGUGGGUUGCAACAUUUUAAAAAUUAAAUAGAGAACCAGCCAAAUAAACAUGGCUGACACAUCGUGGAUUAACUUAUUUUAGGCUCUGGAUAUUUCUCAACGUUUUCUUUUUUAAAUAUAUAGCGAACCCUGAGUUCACCAUAACUGGGUUUAAUUUGAGCAAGAAUAAAGGGGAGCAGCUUCCUCAAAUCCAACUAGUGACCUUUUAAAGUAGUAAACUGCUGGAUUAAACACCGCAUGGUCCCAGGUGCACCCUGUGUGUGACGGUGACACCAUGUCUGCGUCAUCAUGCCGAAUGUUGAGUGCCUUACUUGCUUUUUUUUUGUUGGUUUGUUUUUUUGGUGACACUCCCGGUACAUAGAAACUUCGUUGUCUGACAAUGAAUCUCUGUCUAUUUUAUUUUACACCUUUGUAAAUUCAGUCAUGCUCAAAUGUGAAAGAUAAGGUCCAAAAAGGUCGACUGUGUAGAGGUCUGGUAAUGUUUCAGGAGGGUUGCCACGGUGACCAGAGAUCUUGUGGUACUAGCUUGUAUAAGUGGUACUUUGUGUCAGUGUUUCUCUCCAGUUACUGUGACCCUCCAGCUUUACAUGCUUUUUUUUUAUUUUCCUGACUUACAAUAUUCAUCCAUUUCUUUGUAUUUUAUGAGUGACUAUAUAAAUCAUGUGUAACCAAACUACUAAGGUGCUAAAUGAAGUCAUCGUUGGAAGAGGAUUGACAGCAACACGCUGUGGUAAUUACACCUUUGUUUGUGUACUUGAGAAUAAAUUUGAU